AUGCGUCCUUGGAAACGCAAGGAACGACCUCGUCUCGAUAAGGACAUACCAACUAGCUACUCGCCAUUAGAUAGCCCGGCUGUGGCCUUCAAUCCUGAUAUAGUUCCAGACACAGAUCAGAGCAAGAAGCUGGCGAAACAGCACUCGGAGUUCGGCCCACUCGGUGAUCCAUCUCACCUCUACAUCAGCGAAUUCCCAGGGGGCGAGAUAGCCGAUCCAGUCGUUGAGGAUCCGCCUUAUUACAUUGUCUUGACAACCUAUUUCAGUUUCCUUCUUCUGAUCUUCCUGGGACACUUUCAUGAUUUCUUUGCACGAUGGUUCCAGCCUCAUACUUACCGACACUUGAAACCGCACAACGGCUAUGCGUCGCUGUAUAGCGACUUUGAGAGCUUCUAUACCCGGCGUAUGAAACAAAGGAUCAACGACUGCUUCGAACGACCUACCACAGGGGUGCCAGGUAGACAUGUUGCGCUGCUAAACCGGACUACAAAUGAUAAUGUUGAUUUCCACUUCACUGGCACGAAGACAAACACUCUCAAUUUGAGCUCAUAUAAUUAUCUCGGGUUUGCUCAGUCGGAGGGCCCCUGUGCCAAUGCAGUGGAAGAGACGAUUCGUCGAGAGGGUAUCAGCAUGCCUGGAUCAUCCAGCGAUGUAGGGUAUACGAAAGCACAGGCUGAAGUGGAAGACCAAAUUGCCCGAUUUGUUGGGAAAGAGUCCGCUAUAGUCUUUUCAAUUGGGUUUGUGACAAACUCCACCAUCUUUCCUUGUCUGGUAGAGAAAGGAUGUUUAAUCUUGUCGGACGAACUCAAUCACGCCUCAAUUAGAUUCGGUACCCGGCUCUCUGGUGCAGCAAUCCAAGUCUUUGCACAUAACAAUAUGGUUAGUCUCGAAAAGAAGCUUAGGGAAGCGAUUUCCCAAGGCCAACCGCGAACACAUCGACCAUGGAAGAAAAUUCUGGUGACUGUGGAGGGCCUGUUCUCGAUGGAGGGAACAAUGUGCAAUCUUCCCCGAAUCUUAGAGCUCAAGAAGAAAUACAAGUUUUAUCUUUUUAUUGACGAAGCUCACUCAAUUGGAGCCGUUGGGGGCCAAGGCCGUGGGGUUUGCGAUUACUUCAAAGUCAAUUCGGCCGAGGUUGACAUUUUAAUGGGGACAUUUACUAAAUCCUUUGGGGCUAAUGGGGGCUACGUUGCUGCAAACAAGGCGAUCAUCGAUAAGUUACGCUGCACCAAUGCUGGCCAGAUAUACGGUGAAGCACCAGCACUUCCAAUUCUAGCGCAGAUAUCUUCCUCGCUUCGUCUCAUCGCAGAUGAGGAUCCCGCCCAUCCCGGCAAAGGAAGAGAGCGCCUGCAGCGACUAGCUUUCAAUUCGCGGUAUCUCAGGCUGGGAUUAAAAAGGCUUGGCUUCAUCGUCUACGGCCAUGAUGAUUCUCCCAUUGUUCCCCUGAUGCUGUAUCACCCGGGCAAGAUGCCUGCAUUCUCUAGGGAAAUGCUACAACGCAAGAUCUCCGUGGUUGUUGUGACAUAUCCCGCCACGCCCUUGGAGCUCUCUCGAGCGCGGCUGUGUGUCUCAGCUGCACAUACUAAGGAAGAUCUUGAUCGAGUGCUCAAGGCGUGUGAUGAGAUUGGGGAGGCAUUGCAGCUUAAAUUUUCGUCGGGGAUUGCCAGUGGAUUAAGGGAGCCUGCACUUUGUCCCACCAUACUAAAGGAGGACCAAAAGCUACCCGAACCUCCGCGAUGGAAUUUGGAGGAAGUUAUUGAAAGAGGGACUAGGGAUGCGAAAAUGCCUUUUUAUUGACUCCGG
Molecule: messenger RNA, 1800 nt
Organism: Aspergillus ochraceoroseus IBT 24754
Lineage: Eukaryota; Fungi; Ascomycota; Eurotiomycetes; Eurotiales; Aspergillaceae
Product: putative serine palmitoyltransferase 1
Exons: 1
Coding region: 1-1794 (597 amino acids)
Biological process (GO): ceramide biosynthetic process; sphingosine biosynthetic process
Cellular component (GO): serine palmitoyltransferase complex
Molecular function (GO): serine C-palmitoyltransferase activity; pyridoxal phosphate binding
Source: RefSeq, a predicted model, not a curated record